CCUCAGUCACUGUCAAUGUCACGACACUGAUUACCAACUCCACCACUGCCUACCCUGGGUUUCUGCCCUCUCUGUUGGACAAGAUCCCAUUGCCAAGAUGGGCCAUCUAUGCAAUAAUUGCCCUGAUCCUCCUGGUGUUUUUAAUUUGUAUGCUGUGCUGCUGCAUAAAGUGCUGCUGCAAAGGAAAGAAGAAGAAAAAGAAGCAGAAUCAGAAGUUCAGUCUGAAAGGACUGAACGGCACCAGUACAACAUCACUGGUGCAGCCUGACACGGGGGAUGUAGAGUAUGGAUCACUUAACCAGCCACGAGGGAAGCUGCUGUAUUCUCUGGAGUACAAUGCAGCACGCUCAGAGAUGACUGUCGGAGUGAAAGAAGCUGCAGAAUUAAUGGCUAUGGACUCCUCAGGAACAUCUGACCCCUAUGUAAAAGUUUACAUUCGUCCCAACAAGUUCAAAACCUAUGAGACCAAAGUGUUUAGAAAAACUCUGAACCCAGUGUUCAACGAGCACUUUAAGUAUCAGAUUUCUCAGAAGGAUCUCAGCGAGUCUAUCCUCAUGAUGCAGGUGUAUGACUUCAACAGAUUCUCCAAACAUGAUGUGAUUGGUGAGCUGAGACUGGAGCUCUCUACUGUGGACUGGAACCAUGUGAUUGAGGAGUGGACAGACCUGAAUGCACCCUCAAAAAAUGAGCAAGAACAUCUGGGUGAGAUUUGUUUCUCCCUGCGUUAUGUCCCCACUGCAAGUAAGCUCACUGUGGUGAUUCUGGAGGCCAAGAACUUAAAGGAUAUGGACAUUGGAGGUUCUUCAGAUCCAUAUGUUAAAAUCCAGUUGGUUCUGGACAAGAAGAAGUGGAAGAAAAAGAAAACAUCGGUGAAGAAGCAAACACUGAAUCCUUACUUCAAUGAAUCCUUUACAUUUGAUGUGUCAUUUGAUCAGAUUCAGAGAGUCCAGUUGGUGAUCUCUGUGUGGGACCAUGAUAAAGUGAGCAGGAACGAUGCCAUUGGGAAGAUCUUCCUGGGAUGUGAUGCUACAGGAAACCAGCUGCGGCACUGGGCAGACAUGCUGUCAAACCCACGCAGGCCGGUGGCACAGUGGCAUACACUGCUUUCAGCCGAGCAGGUGGACACAACUCUGGCCUUAAAACACACACUGAGGAUCCCAUUCACUAAUAAGACUUUUUGAAAGUGUCAACACUUCAUUUUGCUAUUUUGUGAACGACUUGGUGCCAUUUGUUUUCAGGAACAUGUAAUUUCUGACAAUUUUUUUAAAAAGUGGAGGUUGCUUAUGUUGCUUUAUUUUAAAAUGUGUACCUACAAGCUGUGUAGCAUUUUGAAAUGUAAACAAAAUUACUUUAUCAAUCUGUAGAGUAUGUCCUGAAAUGUUUUGAUUUAUAAAUAACCUCACUGAUACACUGUCCAUGAAGAGAUGUUUGCACAGGUGGUACGACGCAUGUUGAAGACUUUAUAUGUAAUCCAGUACUUUGUCUAAACACAUAUUCCUGAUAAUACUAGAGAGAGAGAGAGAGAGAGAGAGAGAGAUAUGAUUGUCCUUUAAUUAAUAAAUCAGUAAUUUAAAAAAUA
Molecule: messenger RNA, 1579 nt
Organism: Ictalurus furcatus (blue catfish)
Lineage: Eukaryota; Metazoa; Chordata; Actinopteri; Siluriformes; Ictaluridae
Gene: syt8
Product: synaptotagmin VIII
Exons: 8
Coding region: 150-1181 (343 amino acids)
Biological process (GO): calcium ion-regulated exocytosis of neurotransmitter; cellular response to calcium ion; regulation of calcium ion-dependent exocytosis
Cellular component (GO): axon; dense core granule; synaptic vesicle membrane
Molecular function (GO): clathrin binding; calcium ion binding; phosphatidylserine binding
Source: RefSeq, a predicted model, not a curated record